Osmerus eperlanus (European smelt) is the source of this 907-nucleotide messenger RNA. Its product is annotated as fucolectin-4-like. The record is from RefSeq and is a predicted model, not a curated record. Lineage: Eukaryota; Metazoa; Chordata; Actinopteri; Osmeriformes; Osmeridae. The transcript is spliced from 5 exons. The coding region runs from base 63 to 869 and encodes 268 amino acids.
ACCUCUCUGGCUCCUGCACUCAAACUCGCCUCCAGAGUGACCCUUGGUGGAGGGUGGACCUCAUGGCCAUUCAUAAAGUCAGUUAUAUUACCAUCACCAAUAGGGAGGAUUGCUGCGUCUGGAGGCUAGAUGGUGCUCAAAUCCUUGUUGGAAACUCUUUGCAGAACAAUGGCAACAACAAUCCUGUAUGUGUUGCAAUCAGCUCCAUACCAGCUGGGGACUCUGUCACCUUCCAAUGUAAUGGGAUGGAGGGGCGCUAUGUCAACAUCAUCCGUCCUGGGUGCUUCAAGAUAUUGUCUGUGUGUGAGGUGGAGGUGUAUGGUGAAUUUUUUAAAGAGGCAUUGACAGAUACUCAGCAAGAGAGUAGUGAGAGUCAGAUGAUAAAUCAUGAGUGCAUGCAGGCAUGCGAAACACAAUGUCCUGUUGAAAACAUUCCUCAGAAUCUGGCUUCAGCUGGAUCAGCCACUCAGUCGUCUGAGUAUGACAACCUGGGAGGUGCCAGCAAUGCCAUAGACAGGAAGCGUGAUCCGCGGUACCACUCUGGCUCCUGUAGCCACACGAAGGCAGAGACCAACCCCUGGUGGAGACUGGAUUUGUUGGGUAUUUACAAUGUCAGCUCCGUUAGCAUUACCAACAGAGGGGACUGCUGUCAUACAAGGAUCACUGGAGCCGAGAUCCGCAUAGGAAAUCACUUGGAUGGAGUGAAGAGCCUAUUGUGUGCUGUGAUUCCUGAAAUGAAAGAGGGAGAGGUGAGGGAGUUUGCAUGUGGGGAGAUGGAGGGGCGCUACGUCACUGUUGUCCUCCCAGGGAAAGAGAAGUAUCUCAGCCUGUGUGAGGUGGAGGUCCACGGUGGCCCAAGGAAAGAGUAACACCUCAACAACCACAUUCCCAUGAAACCCAACAGGAG